AUGGCAGAAAAAUGUAAAGAGCCAGCAAAGUCAGCUGUGGUGAUAACAGACUUCAGCAAAAGAGAAAUCAGGGAAAGAAGGCCAAGUGAUCCUGAAAUCCUGUCUGGGGGUAGUGAGAGUGUUGAUGAUACUGACAAGGAAAAUGAACAGAUAAAUGCACAGAAAUCAGGAGGUAAAAAAUCUGGUUAUGGCUCAUAUGCCUCUGCUUUGCGAAAAGGAUCACAGGGUGCUGAUGUGGACAAAAGAAAGGAACGAUAUGCUGCUGCCAUUGAGGGAUACAAUGUCAGGGAUGAUGAUGAUGAUGACAUUAUGGAUUAUUCACCUCGUGACCCUACAGACCAGCAACCAGACAUCAAGUCAACUGCACCAGUAAAAAGAAUAAAAGAAGAUUACCUGACCUCAGCAUCUGGAGCUGGUAGGAAAAUAGAACAUUCUGAGGAACAACCAACCCCCCAUCAUUUGGAAAGGCAGUGGCCUCCUCCACCUUCAGAGAAUGAUGAUGAUGAUGAAAAAGAUGGAGAACCCCGGCAAGGCGUGGUGAAAACAUUUGAGGAACCUGAAGCUGUAGAAGAAAACAGAGGAGUUGAUGAAGGUCAUGUUGACUCAGUCAAGUCUUUGAAAGAACAGUGGCAGGUUAAAGAACCAUCCAAAUCAUUGGGUGUUAACAAACCCUAUGUCCCCUUGAAGAAAGAUGAUCUGUGGAUCACUCAUUUUAGGCCUGUCAUUGAUGAAGGGGAAGCUCCAAAGGAACCUCAAUGGUUACAGACAGUAAGGCAGCGUAGAUGGAGAUCCACUGUAGCAGCACGCUUUCCUCAGGAUGAACAAGAGAAGGCAGUCUUUGAAAAUCGCUCUACAACACCAAGAAAAUUUAAGAAGCCUAAUCCUUACUCUCUCAUGCGUUCAAAGUCUGACCUUGAUGAUGAAUUUGAAAUUGCUAUGAGGCGUAGGCGUCGGAAAACUGAUGAUGAAGACUCCGUUGAUGCCAGCAAGCGUUCAUGGUCUUCUUUUGGGGAGGCAGAUAAUUCUGAUUCUGUUGCUGUGCUGAGUAAGGUUCCAAUAAAAGGCCCCUUGAAGGAGUACAAGAAAAACCUUGAAUUGGAAAGGGCACGCACAACCAUGUUAAAAUGGACAUUUUCAACAGACAUGGUUGAUGAUCCCCUUCGAUUUGACCUUCCCAGGCCCAUUGACCUAGCAACGCAGGAAGACUACGAAAAAGAGCAAGAGUGGAGGUAUAUGCAGUCACGGCGGCGAUUUGUGAGUGGAAGUGAAACUGAUGUGUUUGGAGAUUCAUCUAUGAGAUCAUCAAUGUCCUCAUUGAGUGAUGGGGAACACCUCCCCAAGUCGCCUGUUUCUGGCACUCCUGGCCAACAUCUGGAAAAGACAUCUAUUAGUUCAGGAGAGUCACUCAGUCCUGAGCCUACAGCUGAUGAGCAUGCUGGACCAGCUGACUCAGCUGAACCAGCCAGAGACUACAUGUUUAGUCAGGGUGUGUCUGAUAUUAAGAAGAAUUUGCUCACUUCAACAAAAGAAGAAUCGCUAAAACCCACAAUUGCAGAUGAUAAUCUUGAAUAUGUUCCUAAACUGGCUGAUAUUAAGAAGAAAAUGCAAGAAAAAGAAGAAUCAAUACCAAAGUCUACUCCCCUCAAUGAAGAAAUCCAGAUGCUUCCAAAGAUGAAAGAUAUAAAGAAUAGAUUUUUGGCCCCCAAAAAGGAGCAAGUUUUGAAAAACCCAGAGUUUGAAGAAGGGGAACAGUUUGAGAGACUGGAAAGUCUAAAGAGUCGGUUUCAAGCUAAAGAACAAAAAGAAGAGCCAAGGGCUUUGAGUAAACCUAAGUUGAAAAAGAAACUGAGUACUAGCGAUGAUAUGAAAGCAAUCAUGGCAAGCCGAAGGCAGAUGACAGAUGAGUUUGUAAGUGAGAGUCCAGACACUGCACAAGAGAUAAAGAGUUUAGCAACUGAUAUUGCCAAGACCUUUGGUUCUGAGGUUGCUGAUUCUCCAAAGCAAAAGAAAGAAAAAAGAAAGAAAGGAAAGGAAGAGAAAAAGAAAGCAGAAGUAAGUGAUAGUGGAACUGAAGAAAGUGAGACUCCAAAUUUUGGUCCUUGUGGAAAGCCAGAAGGAUGUGGAACAGAUGAUGAGCUUGAAAAACGCUCGAGCAAGGAGCUGGAAAUUUUGCCAACACUUGGAAAUGAACUGAAUGAGGAACCAGAGCCCAUUUACAACAAAGGCAAAGUUUCUCUAGCUGAGUAUGGUCCUUGUGGAAAGCCUGAAGGUUGUGGAACAGAUGAUGAACUUGAAAAACGCUAUAGCAAGGAGCUGGAUAUUUUGCCAACACUUGGAAAUGAAUUGAAUGAGGAACCAGAGCCAAUCUACAACAAAGACAAAGUUCUUCCAGCUGAGUCCACCUCCUUGGAAAGUGCUCCACAAAGAGAUUCAUUCACUGAUGACGAUCAAAUCGAGCAUUACAGUACAACAAGUGAUGACGAUAAGAUCAAGAAGCAAGAAUCACUAGACACAGUGGAAACCUCAGCCAAAGAGAGUGAAACUGAGAGUGAAGCAGAAAUGCACUUCAAGAAAGAAGACAAAGAUACUGUUGAAGAUGUUGAUGAAGACUUCUUGAGCUCAGAGAGUGAAAAUGACAAGGAUGAGGAAGAUGGGCCAAGUGAAGCAGAAAUUGAUGGGAACUUGACAUCUCGCUCAUCAACUGAUAGACCCUUGUCAUACACAAUUGAAGAUAACAUUAAGAAAAGACUGAUUAAGGAGGAUGAUGAGAGGCCAAAGUCAUUUACCUUUGGUGAAGGAGAAAGUACAGAGGAUCCAUGCAUCACAUCCAAGUAAGUCUACGAGUCCAUUUUUGACCAAAGUCCAAAACAGAACUAGUAUUACUUGUAAACAAAUUCUCCCAAUUGAGAAGUGUCCCAUUAGAAGUCUGCAAUCAUAUGUCACAUGUAUGUAUUACUUAGUUAAACUCUUUUUUUUGGAUUCCAUUACUAACCCUUUACACCCUAACAUCAGUUUCCAUAUUCUCCAUACAAAUCUCUAUACUUUAUUUUGGUCUUGACCAGGAGAAUUUGUUUCAGACAAUCAAAGCUACUUAGGUCGGCAAUCAUUCCUUUAUUCUCAUGAUCUUAAUGAAUGACUUAACAUUGCUACUGUAAGGAGAAAUUAAAUGCCGGUCACUCUCAGGGUUUUAAAGGGUUACUUUGAAAAACCUUUUCAUGGAUAAGUUGAUGAUCAUAUUAAGUUUUGAUUGAUAGUGACAUCACCACAGCUUCUUUUUCAAGAUCUACAAGUUUUCUUAAUUGCUGUUAAUUUUUUUAAAAUCUACUUUAGCUUGAAGGCCUUUUCUGACCAAAGAAGGAGAAUCAAGCCAACCAGACGGCGUGCGGCCAGUAGUAACCCUGUGCGUCAGCGACAAAACAGAGAUGACCUUAGAACUACUACAGAUGUGAGUUAAUCUGCUCUGGAUCAACUUGUUGCUUAGAGCUUUGUCUAGUUGCAAUGUGUUACAGUAAAUAAGUAUUAUCACAAAAUAUGAUUACAAUGAAUGGCAUUACAUUUACUGACUCUGAUUUUCAAUUGCUGUAUUGUUCAGAUCCUGUACAGGCCUGAAUUUUUUCAAGCCAUAUUUUCACUAAUGCUGAAGUAGUGUUCAUCACUGCAAAGAUGGCUUUCAUAUUCACUUCUUCAUCCGCAGUUCAUAUAUAUGAUUUUCAUAUAUUCACAGUCAUUUAUUCAUCACUUCAGGGGAUUUUUUGGAAUCAACAUAAUGAACAGCUACCAGUUGGCUUGGUAGCUCAGUUUAAGCACUGCACCAAUAGCAGAGAGAUCAUAGGUUCAAAUCCCACCCAGGCCUGAAUUUUUUUCAGGCCUUAUUUGCACUACUACCCAAGAAGCAUUCACUGCUGCAAAGAUCACUUUCAUAUUCAACUGAAAGUUGUUGUGUAGCAAAGCCUAAUGUUGAUACUCAAAUUUGGCUGCUUCCUGACUGUCAUUAUAACUAACCUGAGACAUUUUUUCCUACCAGAUUCUUAAGAUCGGAGAGGUGGAGAAGCCAUCAAUGGUAAACAAGAAAAGUAAGCUGAUGUUUCAAGUUGUUUGAUGUAUAGAAGGUUUGAUUAAGGAAGCUAAUCUUAAGUAUUUGUCAACACAAGGUGAAGUCCUGCACAUGACUCAUGGCACUAUCCCAUUUUCCUUUUAAAGGAGCAGCUACACUCUCAGACAUAAUUAGUUGGGACUCUUCUCCAGGACAAGUUCUGUGAUGUUCUUUUUCCUCUUUCUCCCUUUCAGUGUUGUUAAUUGCCAUCUUGUAGGACAACAUUGAGAUGGGCAGGGGAGGAAAAAGGUGUCUGAAUAAAUGUAUCUGGGAGAGUAGGUCCGCAGAUUAUUGCUUCUUUUCUUAGAUGGGUCAACCUUUAACCCCUGUUAAUGAUAAGCAUCUAAUUUCUCCUAACACUAUCACCACUGAAUGAGACAAAAUAGUUACGAGAAUUAAGUAAAUGAUCACAAACUCUAUGAACUCUUGAUUGUUAGACAAAUUCUCCCUCUAGAUACUGAGGAAAAUGUAUAGAGAACAGUAUGGAGAAAUUGUAAACUGGUGUUAGGGUAUAGAGGGUUAAUAUUUCAUCACGAGUCAUCCUUCUCCCAUCUUGAGAAAUUUUUUUUGGUUCCCUCCACAGUUCAGUCAGACAGUAGGACUUAAAUCCCUUAGUUAGGAACACCAUAUUAUGACAUGCACUAUAGCCAGAAUCCUAACAUUUUGAUUUGGAGUCUGAAGUGCUGAAACAGGGCCAAUGUGUUUCUUUACAAAUGAAAUUGAUUUUGUUGUAUAAUUUAAACUUAUUCCUCAGAAAAACAGAAAGGUUUCACUGAUGAAGCAAUUGCUGGUUUGUCGAGCACAGAAGAUCUGGCUUCUGCAAGCACUGCACUGAGAAAGACAGCCAAAGAUGCUUCAGGAGUUAGCAAGGAGAUCAAAGAUUUUGGAGGAUUUUUACCGGUCAUGCUGUUACAAAUUAAAGGUUUGUGCCAGUUUCCCCAAUAAACCCUGUGCUUUCCAUGAUGUGAUGAGAAUUUUCCUCAUGACUUUAGAGAUUUCUUUAAAAAUUAUGUUAGAGAAUAAGGAUAACAGUCUUAAACCGAUUAGUUUGCUUCAUUCUCCUGAUCUCUAUAAUUGAUGCUGUAUCACCAUUUUACUUUUUAACCCAUUGUAGGGACCAGAAUCUUACAAUAUUAUAAAAAAAUUAUUAAAAAAUAACUAAAAAAGCAGUAUAGUAAAAACUCCUUCUUUGUGGGCUAUGCUAUGGAUGCAGUGGGUUUCUAUUUUUAGACAAAUAUCCUACAACACUACCUUCUAGCAUCAUUAUGCAACCCCUAAUUCACUUCAAUUCUAUAGAAAUUGUACUGUAUCAGUAGUCACAUGCAUUUUUUUUCUAUCAAGAUUUAAGAAUUAAAUGUAAUGAAGAUAGACUCUUUGUCAUAGCAGCUUAUGAAAAUCGGCUUUUGCUUUAGGUUCAAGGCAUAUUCAGACAAGAUUGGUUGAGCCUUCAGUCAAAUCACUUAAUUCUGGAGACGUGUUUGUAUUGGUGACUGCAAAGGAUAUCCAUUUAUGGAAUGGGAAGGAUGCCAGUAUAAUGAAGAAAGCUAAGGUAUGUGGCAUCCUGUGUUCACAUGGAAACCUCUAAUAGAGAACACUUUCCAUGAAAUAUGGAUGCAGUUAUGUUGGCCUAAGGGUUUCUCCUUCUGGAGAUUCAUCUUUUUAAAUAUUUUGAGAUUAAGAAGAAGUUUUAUGGACCAAGUAUAUGGAGUAGAUCUUUACUUUGAGGUCCUCUACAGGUUUCUGUAGGAGGAAGCAAGUGGUAUCAUUGCUGCUCUCCUUGAAAAAUUUAUUCGUCCAUCACAAUUUAUCUCUCAGCAGUUUGUCAUGUUCCCUUGAUAGCAAGCUUGUGCCCAUUUCUCUCCUGAUGGAGAGAAGCACUGUUAGACUGAAUUGUGUUGCCCAAGGUCACAACACAAUAGUAUCGGUUUAAACUAAAAUCUUUUGACCUGCAGCAAAGAAAUGAAAUCAUUUCACAACCAUGUCUCCUUGCUGGUCUUGCCAACAUAAAAAAUCUAUAAUGGGGCUAUGACUGAUCAAUCUUUUUUAACAGGGAAUGGAAGUUUCCACUAUCAUAGUAAAGCAGAAAGACUUGGGUUGUAAUGCUACAAAAGUUCAUAUCAUGGAUCAAGGUCGUGAGAUAAAUGAUGCUGGAACAAAGUUCUUCUGGAAGACUUUGGGAGGCAAAGAUGAUGUCCCAGGUACCAUUUUGAUAUCGAAAAAAUUUGAAGUUUUUUCAACAACUGAUGCUGACUUUUAAAUCUUUGAAUGCCCAAUAUCUGCCCAAUAUCUGCCCCAUAAUUCUCCCCUAUCGCUGCUAUACAUAUCCUUGUAAAUAAGUUAGGAGAAGUUGAUAUAUAUAUAUGUUAUUCACCAGAAGGGAGGUCCGUAGUGGGAAAAACUGUGCCCGAGGUCUUGGAUACCGCCCGAGGCCGUACACAAGACAGAGGGCACAGUUUUUCCCAAUACGGACCGAAACUACAUGCAAAGUUGCGAAAAAAGAGAGGGAGUAAGAAAGCCUGGGUGAGUGGGAAAGCUGUUGCCUUGUAUGGCGAGAAAUAUCUUCGUUACAUGACACCUGAUAUCCUAACUUGAACCCAGCCCCCCCUCUUUUCUUGCCUCACUUCCAAGCUCAGACGUCAAGAAAAGCACAAAAUCACAGUGAUUUUAUUACCCAGGGUUAUCACAUCCUAACUAGAUGCUCUUUGUUAUAGAUGCGGCAGAUCUUCCUUCCGAUGAAGUACAUGAGAGAAGUUUGAUAAAGACCAACUUGAUUUACAGAGUCAGUUGUACAUCAGAUCCCCCGGAACUGGUACUUCGUGAUGACCUGUCAGGACGUGUCCUCAGUGCAGACUUGAUGGAUAAUUCGCAGGUAUGCUGUGACACGAGAUCAGUUCCCUAUUGAUUGACUCAUAUCAGAUAUUGAGCAUAAAUAAAGUUUUCCCUAAUUUUGUGUCUGUGGAUGAAACCCUCGUGAGUAACCAUUCAAAUAAAAGUUACUGAUUAGUUACCCAGCGGUCGACAUUGGGCAUGCGCGAGGGGAUCAAUUUUGGCCGGCACCCGCCAAUUUACCGCGAAAAAUUUUAAAGAAAAACUAAACAAACAACCGCUGUUUCGCAAAGUAAGCGAAUGAAAAUCGAAAUCUGUGAAAUAAACAAAGGAAGGGAAAUGGAAAAUUCGAGAUUUUUUCGAACACAAAGCUUAAUCAAUUACGGCAAUCCUGUUGAUUUACCAUUUGUUUUGAGCUUUACUAAAAAAGCUCUACGCUUUAAAAACACCGUGACUCACUGGCUUGAGUUGUUGUUGUUGUUGUUUUUUUUUUAAACUUGUGUAAGACAACUUGGUUCUCACAGCGUUAGCUCGCCACUUGAUCAUUACAACCUCACGCAUGCGCAGACGUUUGACCGCUGUGCUGUUUAUUGUCCUGAGUGAGGUGUUUUUAGUUUUCAAAACUUUGAACGAUUUUCCUUGUUGGAAUGAAAUCAUUCGGAUCACGGAGAUCAGAUACCCUUUUGGUUACUGUGAUGGACUCCCGAUCUAAUGGUCCGGUUUAUGUGUUGUGUUCUCAUAAAACGCCCAACUCGCCGAACCUUGGAUAAAAGUUGUAGAUAACUACUUUUAAUUAGUCAGAAAGUUGUGCCUCCUCAUAACUAACAAAUAAAAACUGAUUCCCGUUGUUGCUCAUCCAGGCGUACGUGGUUGACUUUGGUUCAGAAGUGUACCUGUGGCUCGGUAGAAACUGUGACGCUUUGGCGCGAGCAAAGGGCGUGGCCUUGGCACAAGAGAUCUUUAAUAAAUCAUUCAAGUUCAGGAGUAGCCUCAGUCCGUUAGACCCUAAAACGCUCUUAGAUGAUCCGCCCAAGACAACUGAAGUAACUCGCCCAUCCUGGGCUUUGUUUGGGCGCAUGACAGCUCGUUCAGAGACUGUGCUCUUUAGGGAAAAGUUCGUUGAUUGGCCAGAUCAUAACGUCGAUUACACACAGGAUUUUGUUAAACAGCCCAUAAGUGGAAGCUUCACUGAUCUGUCUGAGGUAGGUUGGUAGUAAAAUAUAAGUUGUUUAGGUCAUUUAGAUUUAGUUAUUGCGAGUUCGGGAAUGCGACAAAAGAAGGCGAGCGAUUAGGAGAAAGGAAAAAAAAAAAAGAUGCGUGAAAGUCAGAUGAAUUCGUUUUCCUCAAGAUGCAGGCAGCCAAGAAAAUUGCUGUGUUUCAAUUUCCACUUUGAUUUGGAUUUGUGGGUUUGAAAUCAAGAAUUACUUGUUCGUGUUUCAUUGUUGUGUUUAUUGGAUCUAAACACAUCUUUUUCCACUGUAUAACUUCGAAUAUUGAGGCUCAAUUAAUGUAAACUUCUUCAGUUACGCUUCUUACUAAUAUGUUAUAUUUGUACUAACGAACUGCUACUUAGUAAUAGUGUGUCAGAACUCUAUUCCUGACACUAGAAAUCUAAACGAAAGUAUUAGUCUAAAGAUAAUUACACUGUAACGGCUAAUUUAUGUUCAGCAAAGGUAUGAUCAAUUCAGCUGAAGAUAUACUUUUACUAAGCUUCUCAUAUUUUGAUAACCCUUUUCCUAACCUCUGAAUAUUGUGUUCUAAGCGGUGCUUGAAGAUAUUGCUUAAGUAGUACACUGGGGCACUACUGUAAACAGCCAAUCAGAGAAGAGUAUUUUGUACCACGUGCUAUUAAUGAACCAAUCAUUUGGCCGGAUUGGCAUCUAAGAUGGCGAUUCGAUAUUGCGCAACCUUCGGUGCCCAUCCGGCCAUAUGAUUGGUUAACAGGUAAUUUAGUGUUAACAACUGAGUUGAAAACGUAAAUUAUCCACCGUAAAGGGUAAAAAGCAUGACGUUUUGAGCGUUAGCCCUUCGUCAGAGCGAUUCUAACUCAGUUAUUAACACUAAAUUACCUGUUAUACUCUCCCACUGACGCAGCACUACAGUUUUUUUAAAAACUUACCCCCAUAUGAUUGGUUCAUUUGUACCACGUGGUACAAAAUACUCUUCUCCGAUUGGCUGUGUACCAUAGUGCCCCCCGUAUAUUACUUGCUUGCCCAAUGGCUAGGUAACAAAUUUCGCUAAUUCUCUUUGUUCGCGCGUGUUAAAAUUCUAUUAUAUAUCAAUCUAAUCGUUUGUGGCGCUGAUAUUGCAUUUCUAGAGCGACAAAGCUUCUGACUAAGAUAAAUACUUAAAUACUGUUUCUUAAUGAGUAUUGUAAUCUUUCUGAUCUUUCCACUAACCCUCUUCACUAAUGCAAGCAGAAGGCUUAUUCUGAUCAUGAAGAGAGCCGGGAUGUAAGAACACGAAGCAAAAAGGUAUGGGGCGGACGCAAGAUGUACUUUCAUCGAGAAUCAAGUAAAACCGGUUUUGGCCACACAUAUACAAUCACAGGUCGCGCUUACGUAGUAUAAUUGCUAAGCAAACUAAAACGUUUCCCGUGUAAAACAGAGACCAGAUUGUUUUUGGCCAAAUUCUGAUUGAAAGUGAUUGUGGGUAGUUGCAAUUCAGACUUGCUCCACACAGCAUACCUAAGAUAAGAGUUUCACAGCAUACCUAACAUACACGGGUUUAUGCAGCAUACCCAAGAUGUCCGUCGACGCAGCGCAAUGAUUCUUUAAACACCAAUUGCCAUAAACAUUUACUCUUAUCUCUCCGUUGAUACGUGUGCUAUCAUUGAUCAGGUUAGCGGGCCCUAUUUUACUGCUUGGCCCGCACAAUUCAAAAAUUCUUUGAAUUGAAAUCUUCUCCUCCAUAACUCCGAGCGGAAAAAAAGGGGUUUCGUUACUUUGCAGUACGGGCCUUGAACUCAGUUGGUAAGAGGUAGUCAUCACAAUUUUUCAGUGGCUUACUCAGCACAUCCAAAAGGGGCUUUGAGAUACACUUUAUUUUGUUAGAAAAGCUUUUUAUAUUUACAUACGAUAAUACAUACAAUUUUCAGAAGCGACCCAGCAGCAUAUUCGAGAUGCAGCCUUGUGAACCUGCAGACUUGAUUGAGCUUCCUUCUGAGCCAAGCUUGAUUCUAGAGGGUAUGUUGUUUGGCCGAUCAAACUUUUAUAUCUCCAAAGGGACCUGUAAUUAUUUAUUGCCCUGGGGAAGGGGCAAGGGGGAGUUUCCGCCAACAGAGUAUUUUGAGGGGGGGGGCGCUAAAGAAAAUUGACCGUCAACGAGAGGGAAUCAUAAGAAUACAAAAGAGCCAAAGGAGGGAUCAGGUAAAUUUUAGUGUCGCAACCAAAAUCCAUCGCUUCCCCCAUUCUUUAGACGAAUAAUACAGAGCUUAAGGAGGGAUCAGGUAAAUUUUAGUGUCGCAACCAAAAUCUAUCGCUUUUCUGCCCCCUCCCCCACCUCAAGACUAAUAAUACAGAGCUUAAGGAGGGAUCAGGUAGAUUUCAUCGUUACAUAACCAAAAUCCUUCCCCUUCCCCCCCGACGAUAAAUCAUGACCAGUCUCCAACUCGUAAGGUGGCCUGUCCAGUAAGGUAGUGAUCCAGCAUACCACUAAGAUCUGCAAUAUAAACACCGUCGUGUGCUACAAAUAUUGAGGGGAAAAAUGUACCUUUUCAGUACUUUUGUUAACAACUUUCCGGCUCACUCGAGUUGUCUGUACGUUUUCCCUCUUUCACGCAUGUUAAGAGACUGAAGUCCCAACUUUAAACAUGCAUAUAAGGUAAGAGUGGAAACUUAACUUCAAGGUUGUCGUAGACUUAUUUUUCGAGCAGUUUAUGGUCAGUUUGGAGUGGAUAAGAAUACUUCAGCAUUUGUUUAUCUGUAGGUUUUGACGUGGGGCGUGGCACAGGUACCGUCGAUGAUGAGGGGCGGCAGUUUAUUGUUUCUUCAAUUUCAUUGAAAAUCUGGCAUGUUAAGGAAUAUUCUUAUCAACUGCUCCCUGAAGAGGAACAUGGCCAUUUUUUCUCAUCAGAAGGUUGGUAAUCAUUUUUAGAUAAGUUGGCUGCUUUGUUUUGCUCGGUCCUUAGUUAACAUCAUCAUCGGUUAACAUUACAUUAAAACUCCGUAAACAGUGAACUUAUUAUUGCAACGAGUGUGCGGCCGUUUACAUUAUGUCUGGUAAAGCCAAACCCAAAGAAAACACAACGGCCAAUCAGAACUAUAGUAGGCAUUGCAAUGAGCCAAUGAGAACUCAGGGUAAAAGCGCGGGAAAACGCGUGCGACCAAGUCACAAUUAGCUUUAAGUUGUGCGUGAUUUGUGGAGAGGGUGGUGCAAGUUUCCCAGGUCCAUGGCAGAGAGAAGUAAAGCGAAAAGAAGAAAGGAAAAAAAGAAAAUGCGACCCUGUAUUUUUUCGCGAUUCAGUUAAAAGGUAGAGUUGUUUUUACGCGAACUGUUCUUAGUGCUUUGUGAGCUAAGGGCUCCUUGAUUUAACAAAGCGUUGGAAGCUCCAAAAUUAAAGCGAUAGGUAAGCGCGGUGGGUUUUAGAUGAAAUUUCACAUGGUUUACCGUAUUGCUGAACACACUCUUCCACUGCUAGGUUACGUGGUGAGGUGGAAGUACUGUGUGAAGUUGACAGGCGUUAAGACACUGAAGGGGAAGCAGUCUCGCUAUGAGGAUGUUGGUCGGGAUAAGGUGGCGUACUUCUUCUGGCAAGGAAAAGACAGUUCACUGAAUGAGAAAGGAACUGCCGCUCUUAUGACUGUCGAGCUUGACUCCGACAAAGGGCCUCAGGUACCAUCCCACCUUUUAAUACCCAACGAAACGAGGACGGGCAAUCAAAACGGCCAUCCAAACAUAGAAAAUUACCAAGAGCCAAUCAGAAAUCAAAGUAUGAACACGUGGGCAAGCUUCAAGCGCGCGAAAACGCGAAUGAACGAGUUGCGACUGGUUUUUAAUUUUGCAUUUACUUGGUUGAGAAGGUGGCACUGGAUUUCAAAACUGACGAUGCUUUCUCGUUCACUUGCUCACCAACUUGAAGCGCUUCGCCCUUUAAAAAUGCAAGGAAAGGAAAAAGGAAAAAGAGCUAAUUUAAAGAAUGAUUGUCUUCCAGGUUUUGGUCGCGCAAGGAAAGGAACCUCCUUGUUUCACAAGAUUGUUCGAAGGAAAGAUGGUUGUUCACUUAGGAAAGUGAGUCUCUCUAAAACUUCUUAGACAAACAUUUUACCUUUUGGAUUUCCGGAAAUAAGCACAAACAAGGUUUGUUCGAUUUCUAGAAAUUUGACGCAAUUUACUUUUUGUUUUAUUGUACAGGAAAGAUUCUCUAGAGGAGACAGGUAUGAGUUUACACCGUUAAUGAUGUUCUUCUUAGCAAGUAGUUUCUUAUAGGGAACAACAGCUGUCGGUUAUUUAGUUUGCUGAUAGCUGUAUGUUCAUAGUUAUGCUGAAAUUAUGCUAAUUAGAGCGCUUUUGGACUAAGUUUCUAAGCACCAAAACCUGCCAAUUAGGCCAAAGGAAAGUGUCUCGAGUAGCUAAUGAUAAUUCAAAGUGAAAAUUCGCAAACUGUCCCAAGCACGGGAAAACGCGGGUGGCAAAGUCGCGAUUAGUUUUAAUUUUGAAUCUGAUUGGUUGAGAAAAUGGCGAGAGUUUUUCGAUCAAUCUCUUGGGGGAGUAGAGCAAAACCAGAGCAAUCCUAGAUUUCUUUCGAAUAACGGGGAUAAAUUUCUAAAGAAACUGCGGUGUUGGAGAUUAUAACAGCGUAAUUUAGUAUUAUCAACUGAGUCAGUUGCUCUGACAAAGGGCUAACGCUGUAAAUGUCGGCUUUGAAACUCUUUACGGUGGCCAAUUUAAGUUAUCAACUCAGUAGAUGAUACUAAAUUACCCUCGAUUACUUUUAACACGCAAUUGGAAGCUGCUCGAUAGACAUCGCAGUUACUUUCGACGAUUGCCCCCAAACAAGCGCCGUUUGUCAGUUGCAAAAUUAUAUAUAUACGCCGCAGCAUCUGUUUGAGUAAAUAAAUGGUAGUUAAUAUGUUACUUUCAUUUUGGUCUCUUCUGAAGAUGAUGGCGCGCUUUUCAUCGUGCGAAAUGAGGAACCCGAAGAAUCUUAUUUAUUACAAAUACCAGCAAGGUGAGGUUAUUUGGCAGGAAAUUAUUCAAUUAUUUAAUCGUUGAUUGAGUGAGCUGAAACCAAGAGGAAACAAACAUAAGGUGCCGGUUUUAACUUAGAAGAAAACAAGCAGUUUACAUUGUAGCCUGCAGGCAGACCAUCUGCAGGACGCGGGUUACUUGAAUAUAACUUUACACUGUGUUGAGAAUUGAUCUUUUCUCUCGUUUUUACUUACAGUUCCUCAUGCCUGAGAUCGCGUACGUCAUUUAUUGUAGCGGACAACAAGAAAUCAAUCGUACAUGCCUGGCACGGCUGUCAAUCCCCUGCAGCCACGAAGCAAGUGGCUGUAAGCGCCGCAAAGAGACUAAAGAAAUGGUAAGUAACAUGUUUGGAAUUUUAGGAAGGAAAAACCCACUGAUGAUAGUAACCAGACGGUAUUUUUUCGAAUAUCCUACCUGUAACUAUAGAGGUGAAGUUUUAGAGCGUAAAUAUUUAGCUUUAGGAGAGAAUCCUUUUUGCUGCUGCAAAAUAGGGGUAAGAUUCUAAAGGAACUGUGAUGCUGCGUCGGUGGGGGCAUAACUAGAUAAUUUAGUUUUAUCAAAUGAGUUGGUAAUGUAAAUUGGCCACCGUGAAGAGAGUUUCCAAGGCUGACGUUUCGAGUGUUAGCCCUUUGUUACAACGAAUGUUUUCUGAUUUUAUCGUUUGGUAAAUCUUCUGUUUUUUCCACCUUACUCCAACAGGUUCAACAAGCAAUAUUCCAAGGAGUUUAAAGCGAAAGAAGUUUCCGAAGGGGACGAGAGCAAAGAUUUUUGGAAUGUUCUCGGUGGAAAGACAGGCUUUGUUUCACUUCUUGAAGGUUUGUAACCCUUUACUCCCUAACAUCAGUAUGGAUAUUCUCCAUUCUGUUCUCCAUACAUUUUCUAAGGUACUGAGAAGGAGAACUUGUCUAACAAUCAAGAGCUUCUUUUUUUGUUGAUCAUUUCCUUUAUUCUCGUAACUUAAAUGUUUGAUUCAGGGUUGACAUUGUGAGGAGAAAUUGGAUUGUAGUCACUCUAAGGGACCAAAGGGUUAACUUACUGUGAGACUGGAGCGUGAAAUAGAAAAUUCCCUCGAUUGAAGCGGGGUAAUCCUCGCAUCAAAUGAAUUGCAGUUAAUAAUAUGCUAGGCGCCUUAUCGCGUAAAGUGGCUUUAUUUAAACUGCUACUUGGUCAUCUCAGAACUGAGUUAAUGUAACAUCCUUUCGUUUCUGUAAAUUACUGUGAGACUGGAACGUGAAAUAGGAAAUUCCCUCGAUUAAAGCGGGGUAAUCCUAGCAUUAAAUGGAUUACGGUAAAUAAUAUGUCAGGCGCCUUCUUGUGUUAAGUGGCUUUAUUUAAACUGCUGUUUGGUAUUCGUAGCAUCUCAGAACCGAGUUAAUGUAACAUCCUUUCGUUUCUGUGACAGAUUCGAAGAAACAUGACUAUACGAUGCGUGUUUUCCACCUGAAGAGCUCCAGUGGCUCGUUUGAGGCCAUUGAAGUGUUAAACCAAGCUAGAUCUGAUCAUAUCACACCUUAUCCGAUUCUUCAAUCACAACUGUACUCAGCAGAUCAACCAGGUAUGAAGGAUGAAGGGCCUCAUGUUGGUAGGAUUUCACAAUACAAUUUCUGCACCCAAUUUUGCUCGUAAUUAAGCAUUCACGAAAAAAGAAACACGUGAGCGGUUAGAGUUUAGGUGAACUUUGAUUAGUGCAUUUGAUGAAUUGAAAACAGCGAUUUGAUGGAGCAAAUACGCAAGUUGAAAUUAAAACGAAAGGCUGUUUGUUUUAGCUGUACACGGGUCAGACUGAAGCACGUUACGAAUAAAUGUCGUAAAACCAAAGCCAACGUGAUUGACGAAGUCGCGAUUUGUUUUCGUUUGACUUCUCGUUGGUUAAGGAAAGUAGCGUAAGUUCUGUGGACCAAUCAGAAGGGGUGCUUUCGGUUAGUGUCAACCUUCGAUUCAGAAUUUUCCGGUUGUUAUAUAACCUUUUGAAUGCUGUUUCCUCCUGUCUCAGCCUUGUUUAUGGUGGACGCUGUGCACGUCAUUUAUCUUUGGCACGGCUGGUGGCCGAGUGGAGACGAUUCCGAGUCCAGAGCCUCAACAACAGGCUCCGCGGAAACGCGAUGGAGCAACGACAAACGGCUGUCGAUGGAAACCAUCAAGUCAUACGCAACAGGUAUAAUAUGAUGUAACAUUUAAAAUCCUUUUUACCUCAAGGAGGGUCGGCAUACAAGUUCAAGUGCUGUGUGUGGCGCCUCACUCUGUUAUUGUGUUGUGUUGUGUUGUGCUGGAACGUAUUUCAGAGUAGCUGUCUCAUAAAAGAACCGAUAUUCUGGGAAACUUGGCCAGCAAAUACUUUGGUAGGAUACCUAAGGGUAUUAUUAUUCUGUGUACGAGUGAUGCCUCCCUUAAAAUAAUCUACUCCUAUUCGUGUCCUUUAGAAUCCCUGGCUACCAGUGUUGUUACCGGCCACUUGUUUCUGAAGCGCCAGCUACUUUAAUUAAAGACAAACCCUGUAUAUAACUGACUGUUUUGACUAAUCUGAAAUACGUUUUAUUCUUUGCGGGCGACUGUUUUAUUCAUGUAUAGCUUUCCAAAAAUUUGUUGAGAAUACUGCUUCUAGUUCAAGGCUACUUUUUCUUUUCUUUACAGUCUCUUUAAAAUCUUGUAACUGCACAAACUCAGUUGUUUGUCGAUGUGACACAUAUUAAGUAGCCUUGAAGCAGGCCCUUUUUAUUAGGCACGAUCAUUUCUUUGCCCGAAGUAAAAUAUGAGAAUCGAGAGAGAGGUCGGUUAGGCGUCCUCAUUAUUGGUGCCAGAUCCCCGGCAAACCUCUCCCCGACUCGUCUUUAAUCUUCCCGAGGGCGGAGAAACGCGCAUCGUGCUCACAGGCUACAUUUUUGGGUAGAAGUGCGUCCUGAUUAGAUUUUGUCUUUUUUAGAACUAAAGCGCGACUUCUCUCAAGUAUUCAUUGUAUUUGCUGGUCUGGAACCAAAAUCGUUCAAACUGCUUUUCCCAUUCUGGGAGGAAAGACCCGACGUGGCCAAAAUAAACAUUGCGGUGAGUAAUGAUUGACUUCAUUUGGAAAAAAAUUAUUGCAAUCCUUGUGCCAUUUUUAGGAAAAAAUCUAAAGGACUUGUUUUGAUAAAACCUCGUUAUUCUUUUAGGAUGGUAAAGCUGACGGCGAUACGGUAAAAGUAGAAACAGAACUUACCAAACUCUCAAGGUAUGUUGUUGAGAAACAUAAAAAUGACUCUCAAACAGUCUUGCAGGGGAAAAUUGAUGUGUUUGUAUUUCGAUUUAUAGGCAGGAGUACAGUUUAGAAGAACUGAAACAAAAACCGCCCCCUGAAGGGGUUGAUCCGUCAAGACUUGAGACAUAUCUGAGUGCAGACGACUUUCAGGUAAGAAAAUAA
Molecule: messenger RNA, 16502 nt
Organism: Pocillopora meandrina
Lineage: Eukaryota; Metazoa; Cnidaria; Anthozoa; Scleractinia; Pocilloporidae
Source: the annotation of a GenBank genome assembly